Molecule: messenger RNA, 4075 nt
Organism: Gymnodraco acuticeps
Lineage: Eukaryota; Metazoa; Chordata; Actinopteri; Perciformes; Bathydraconidae
Product: fibrous sheath CABYR-binding protein-like
Exons: 12
Coding region: 240-1778 (512 amino acids)
Biological process (GO): peptidyl-aspartic acid hydroxylation
Cellular component (GO): endoplasmic reticulum; membrane
Molecular function (GO): peptidyl-aspartic acid 3-dioxygenase activity
Source: RefSeq, a predicted model, not a curated record
UGAAUAAGUGCGACGCCUCUUCACAUCGACUGGUUCAAUAAUUCUCCUGCUCCGCCCAUUUGUGUUGAUCGGGUCUUUCAUUGGUUUAGAGAGCUAUCAGUCCCGAGGUUGACGGGUGGCGCUGGGUUUUAUGAGGCAGGAGAUUUUUUUGUAUUUCUUUUCACUGCUAGAAGUAGAGCCUCCGGCCGCUGUUGUGCUCUCCCUCAGACGUCUAUCUGCCCUACGAACUGAUAUCCGCCAUGGCUGCUAAGAAAAACGCUAAAGUGAACGCGAAGCCCAAAGAGGCUACCAAAACCUCAUCAGCCAAUAAGAAUGGGAAGAAGGCUGACUCUGGGUCCAGCAGCAGCUUCUUCACCUGGUUCAUCGUCCUGGCCCUGCUGGGUGUGUGGACCUCGGUAGCUGUGGUCUACUUUGAUCUGGUCGACUAUCAGGGAGUCCUCGACAAGGCUAAGGGCUUACAAAUUAACCUGUCUGAAGCCUUGCAAGGUAAACUGGUCGCAUACGAUACAGAUGGCGAUGGUGAUUUUGAUGUCGAGGAUGCUAAAGUUCUGCUAGGGCUGAAAGAGAAGGCUGUGGUGAUAACCUCCCGUAGCGAAGAAGCUGCCGCCCCAGUGAAGAUUCCGGAAGCUGAAUCCGCCCCACCAGCUGUUUUUGAGCCUGAGCCUGUGGAUGUAGUUGAAGCUGCUGUCGCUGAGGACACCUCUGCACCUCCAACAGAGCCUGAACCAGAGGAAGCACCCGAGGUGGAUCCUGAACCGGAGGCGGAUCCUGAACCGGAGGCGGAUCCUGAACCGGAGGCGGAUCCUGAACCAGAGGCUGAACUGGAACCCGAGGCUGAGGAGGCUGAGGAGGUUAUUGAGGAAGAUCCAGAGGUGCUAGAGGAGGAGCUUCCUGCUGUGGAAGAGGAGGCCCCUGAGGCUGAACUGGUGGAGGAGGUGGAAGAGAUGAUGGCAGACCAGCAAGAAGAGGAGGCAGCAGCUGAAGAGGAAAUGGAAACAGAACCAGCUGGGGAGGAGGAGGAGGCCGCUGAAGAGGCUGUGGAGGAACCUGUGGCAGAGGUGGAGGCUGCAUUUGAAGACACCGAGGAAGAGGCUGCUGCUGAACAGGUGGCAUCAGAAGUUGAAGAGGAAGCUGUUGAAGAGCCUGCUGAAGAAGAUGAAGCUGCUGAAGAGCCCGCUGAGGAAGAGGCAGCACCUUUAGAGGAGUCUGCAGAAGAAGCUGUUGAGGAUUUAGCCAAGGAAGAGGAGGCAGCACCUACAGAGGAAGAGGAGGCAGCACCUCUAGAAGAAGCUGUUGAAGAGGAGGCAGCACCAUCAGAAGAGGCGGAGGAAGAGGAGGCAGCACCAUCAGAAGAAGCUGUGGAGGAAGAGGCGGAGGAAGAGGAGGCAGCACCAUCAGAAGAAGCUGUGGAGGAAGAGGCGGAGGAAGAGGAGGCAGCACCAUCAGAAGAAGCUGUGGAGGAAGAGGUGGAGGAAGAGGAGGCAGCACCAUCACAAGAUGCUGUGGAGGAAGAGGCGGAGGAAGAGGAGGCAGCACCAUCGGAAGAGGCGGAGGAAGAGGCAGCAGCACCAUCAGAAGAGGCGGAGGAAGAGGAGGCAGCACCAUCAGAAGAAGCGGAGGAAGAGGAGGCAGACACAGAGGCAGCUCCAGAAGAAGUAGAAGAAGAGCAAACAGAGCCAGAGGCAGAAGAAGAAGCACAGGAAGUAGAGGAGGCAGCGGAAGAAGCAGCUGUGUUUGAGACAGAGGAACAGAUCCAGGAUGAGCCCAUCGAAACGUAGAGCCUGCCGUGGUCGUCGUGGUGACGGAGAAGGGACCCACUGACCUUGCGUCAGCACCGUCUGAGCGCGAUGAUGCACCUCUCCACCUCCAGAGAAACAAUUGAGUCGUCAUGACAACACUCUCCCCAUCCCUAUGUUUUCACACCUUCCAUAAACUUUCCUUUUGCUGUUCAUUUGUGAUGAUCUAUGAAUUGUUCCCUGAUCUGGUACUCCUGAUUUACCCUUCUUUUCUUUUGAAUCAACAUUUGUUUUUCUUUCAGUAGAUAGUCCAUUUCUUUGUUGUCAGGGGGGGUUCAGUUCAGUGUGAACUCGGCUCUGUCUGCAGAGUCCAAUCUAGAGCUGGAACUUUAUUUUGAAGUCUCAGUGAUGUAGUCUGGCUUCCUGCAUCGCAAUUCUGUUGCCCAGUAACUGAGGCUGCAGCUGAGCCGGUGUUUAGCAGUCAGACUGACCCAGCUCUCCGCAGUCAGGUGUUUGACAUAGCAGGGUCAAAUGUGAAGCUCUCCUCUGGUUCUGAACGCUGCAGCCUCCUCUGUUGCAGUGCUGAUCAGAGAACAUUCCACUCUGCUCAGUGUUUCUAUGCAAAGCUGUGGUGGUUUCUGUCCCCCCCUCCCCCCAGCCGUUUAUUUACCACUCAGUAUGUGUUGAAUCCAGGAUGAGGUGUGUGUGUGUGUGUGUGUGUGGUGUGUGUGUGUGUGUGUGUGUGUGUGUGUGUGUGUGUGUGUGUGUGUGUGUGGUGUGUGUGUGUGUGUGUGUGUGUGUGUGUGUGUGUGUGUGUGUGGUGUGUGUGUGUGUGUGUGUGUGUGUGUGUGUGUGUGUGUGUGUGUGUGUGUGUGUGUGUGUGUGUGUGUGUGUGUGUGUGUGUGUGUGUGUGUGUGUGUGUGUGUGUGUGUGUGUGUGUGUGGUGUGUGUGUGUGUGUGUCUUUUACUAGUCAGACCUUUGUGUGAGCCGUUCGUGUCAUGAAGUCGUUUUUGAGAGCUGUAAACGUUUUCUUCUGGUGGGUUGUACAUCUCCCUUUACCUCUCUGUGUGUCUGAGUUCUGUCGAAUCCUAGCUGUUUCUUUUUUCUUAUUUCCAGAUAUGAGUACCACGUAGACUGACAGAUAAUCUGUUUGAAUAAUUUCUAAUUAAUGUUGAACUCUUUAGUUUCAAACUGAUGUGCAGGAGCGUGACAUGAAACGUGUAACCCUGUGUGAUCUGGCCUCCUGUGUGAAGGCCCUACAGCUCACACAGGGUUACAUGGAUCAGACGUCAUGUUCCUGUCAGCCAACCCCAGCUGACGGUUAAUGACCCAGCCCUUUGUUUUCAUCCUCAGUGGCUGGUGUUCAGCUCAAAGGGAAACUUUCUUUAGUCCCUGUUGCCCUUUCCUUUGUGAGGUCAGAAUGUGUUUCAUUGAUCCAUGGUAGCGGAAGAUCACAGAUCAAAACUUCCUCUUGCGUCAUCGUAUGGCAGAAGUGUUUUGAAGCUUCUUGAGUGUUGGCACCUUACUGUCCUCGGGGAGGGGUCUGUCUGCAGGUAAAGCUCCUGUUCUAUCACAGCAGGUAUGAUCUGGACACUAACAAUGGGUGGAAACAAAACCCAUUUCUGUAGUGAUACUGACCAUUAACAAUAUGUAGAUCAACGUUUACAGUAAAAAAAAAAUAAACACUUCUGUGAAAAAGAUACCUCUUAUAUUUUGUUCUCCUAUCAGGGUGUCUGUCGCCUUCCCACGUUAUUUGUGCUCGUGACACCAGAUUGUUUGUCUGGUGUGCAGAAGUGGUUUUUGUAGAAUGUCUUGCCCACUAGCUGGUCUUUUCUACUUCCUGACACUUUGUAAGUCAAUGUGAACUGUAAAACCUUUUUAACAUUAAAGAUUACAAUCUUUACCAAGAGAGAGCUUCUAGAUUUUUAAAAGGAACAUUUUUUUAAAAGGACAUGGAGAAAUAAAAUUUAAAAAAAGUUUUUUUCUGAAAAUGCUUUAAAAGCUUUUUGUAAAGCCAUAAGCUAUUUUGUGACGGGUUAAAGGAGCUGUGCUACUUCAAAAACAAAAUCCACACUACAGCAACCUGGUGAAAGAGGGUGAUCAUGUGAGAUCAGCAGGGAAGGCUUGUGAUGACAGCGCUGAUCCCAGACAGUGUUGAAGCUCCACCACAGUGCUGCAGUAGACAGGCUGCUGCUGGUUAAACUGCCCCUCUUCGCCUCAGUGUCUCAGCACAUGUUCUGUACACACUGAUGACAGUGAAUAAAUUAUUAUGAAGUAAUGAUGGAUUGUCAGUUUUCUGUAAAUGAUCUGUUGCUUUAAUAAAAGGUUUGGGACAACU